UCGGAUAGACUUGCAAACACACUGAAACAUUCAGAUCUAUACUCCUGCACUUUAUUUAUCUUAUUCACUUUGUUUUAACCCUAAAUCAAUAUUCAAACGGCUAGUAAAUGAAUCUAAAUAUAGUUGGAAAUACUUACCAGUUGACUAGAAGUCAAUGGUUUUGGCUCCCCUCCACUCCAGUAUGUCAUCUCUCCAAAAUAUAAUGAAUUGUUCAUAUUUACUCUCAAAAAACCCAAUCAUUGGUCAACAAUAACAUGUUUUCUCUCUUUUGAUCUCCAUUGCCAGACAAGAAUUCCACCCCCAUUACCUUCCAAAUCUUCCAAGAAUUGAUGGCAUCAUCAUCUUCUCCUUCUGAGAGUAAUUCACAGUAUUCAUGUCCUCAACGGAAGUACAAGUACGAUGUGUUUCUAAGUUUAAGAGGCACAGAUACUCGCAAAAAUUUUACAAGUCACUUGUACAAAGCUUUGACGAACAGGGGAAUAGUCACCUUUCUAGAUGAGAAAAGGCUAGAGAAUGGUGAUUCCCUCUCGAAAGAACUAGUGAAAGCUAUAGAAGAGUCUCAAGUUGCUGUAAUCAUCUUCUCAAAGAAUUAUGCUACGUCGAGGUGGUGCUUGGAUGAAGUAGUGAAGAUUAUGGAAUGCAAGGAAGAAAAUGGACAAUUAGUCAUACCAAUCUUCUAUGAUGUGGAUCCAUCACAUGUUCGAUACCAAAGUAAGAGCUUUGCAAAAGCCUUAGCCAAACACGAAUCGAGGUAUAAGGAUGAUGUGCAACGAUGGAGGACUGCUCUAAGUGAAGCUGCAGAUCUAAAAGGAUAUGAUAUCCGUGAAAGGAUUGAAUCACACUGUAUUGAGGAUCUUGUUAAUGAAAUUUCGCCCAAAUUAUGCACGACUUCUUUAUCUUCUUUGAAAGAUAUUGUGGGAAUAGAUGCUCAUUUAGAGGAAGUCAACUACCUUCUAGAGAUGACAAGCAAUGAUGUCCGGAGGGUGUGGAUCUGGGGAACUGGGGGAGUUGGUAAAACGACAAUAGCAAAAGCUAUUUUUGAUAUACACUCAUCUAAAUUUGAUGGUUCUUGUUUCCUUCAGGUCAGUAAAGAAAACAAGCAUGAGAUACAUUCUCUGCAAAGUAGUCUUCUCUCUAAACUGGUAGGGGAAAAAGAAAGUGUGAAUGAUAAGGAGACAGGGAGGGACCUGAUUUCUCAUAGACUUCGUUUGAAGAAGGUUCUAGUUGUGCUUGAUAACAUAGAUCAUGAUGACCAAUUGGAUUACCUAGCAGGGAAUCUUGGUUGGUUUGGCAGUGGCAGCAGAAUAAUUGCAACAACGAGAGACAUGCAUAUCAUACGGAAAAACGAUGCCGUAUAUCCUGUGACUACACUACUUGAACAUGAUGCAGUUAAGUUGUUCAACCAAUAUGCCUUCAAAGAUGAAGUUCCAGAUAAGUGUUUCGAGGAGAUAACGUUGGAGGUAGUACGUCAUGCUCAAGGCCUUCCAUUAGCCCUGAGAGUGUGGGGUUCUUCCUUACGUAACAGGGAUAUUAUUUGGUGGAGGAGUGCUGUUGAUCGAAUAAAGAGGAACCCUAGUUCAACAGUUGUUGAAAACCUCAAAGUAAGUUAUGAUGGGUUGGAGCGUGAAGAUCAAGAGAUAUUUCUAGAUAUUGCAUGCUUCUUAAGAGGGAAAAAAGUAACCGAAAUCAAGCAAAUUCUUGAGAGCUGUGGUUUUGAAGCUGAUUACGGAUUGAGUGUGCUAAUUGACAAGUCUCUUGUGUUCAUCUCUGAAGAUACGAUUGAAAUGCAUGACUUAAUACAAGAGAUGGGAAAAUAUAUUGUGAAAAUUCAAACGGAUGCGGGCGAAUGUAGCAGAAUAUGGGAUUUUGAAGAAAUGAUGAUCAACAAUAAAGUAAGUAGGCUAAACAAUACAAUAAUAUUCAAUUUCUAG
Solanum tuberosum (potato) is the source of this 1931-nucleotide messenger RNA. Its product is annotated as TMV resistance protein N. Gene Ontology annotation, molecular function: ADP binding. The transcript has 2 exons. Bases 330 to 1931 code for a protein of 533 amino acids. Gene Ontology annotation, biological process: defense response; signal transduction. Lineage: Eukaryota; Viridiplantae; Streptophyta; Magnoliopsida; Solanales; Solanaceae. The record is from RefSeq and is a predicted model, not a curated record.